Molecule: messenger RNA, 2481 nt
Organism: Ixodes scapularis (black-legged tick)
Lineage: Eukaryota; Metazoa; Arthropoda; Arachnida; Ixodida; Ixodidae
Gene: mAChR-B
Product: muscarinic acetylcholine receptor M5
Exons: 1
Coding region: 1-2481 (826 amino acids)
Biological process (GO): G protein-coupled receptor signaling pathway, coupled to cyclic nucleotide second messenger; adenylate cyclase-inhibiting G protein-coupled acetylcholine receptor signaling pathway; chemical synaptic transmission
Cellular component (GO): dendrite; synapse; membrane
Molecular function (GO): G protein-coupled serotonin receptor activity; G protein-coupled acetylcholine receptor activity
Source: RefSeq, a predicted model, not a curated record
AUGGACCCGUGGUCCGUGACGGCAGACUCUGACAGCGAGGACCCGGGCGGCGGCGAGUCCAGGCUGACGACGGUGGUGCCCUGGGAUACCGCAACUGAGGCGAGCCCUACGGCAGCCACGUCCUUGGCCCUGCUCUGCCUUAACGCCUCGCUUUCAUCGUCGUGCAACGCCAGUGUGCCUGGGAAUCUGACACUGGGCGCAGAGGAGUGGAAGAGGCCCUUCGCCCUCUGGCAGACGGUGGUGAUAGGAGUGUUGAUAGGCAUCUGCAUCAUUCUCACCGUUGGCGGCAACAUCCUGGUGCUGGCGGCGUUCGUGGUGGAACGGACGAUCCGACAGCCCAGUAACUACUUCAUUGCCUCUCUGGCCAUGUCCGACCUGUUUAUUGGGGUCGUGUCCAUGCCCUUCUACGCCUUCUACGUGCUCGUGGGCCGCUGGGAACUGGGCCCUAUCCCGUGCGACCUCUGGCUAGCCACCGACCACACCGUCUGCCUCGUGUCCAUCUACACGGUGCUGUUGAUCACCAUCGACCGCUACUGCUCCGUCAAGAUUGCCACCAAGUACCGCAAUUGGAGAACUCGCGAUAAGGUUAUCUGGAUGGUGGCCAUUACGUGGAUUGUUCCGUUCCUCGUGUUUUUUAUUAGCAUCAUGGGUUGGGAGCAUUUCAUCGGCUACCGGGACCUGGACCCGGGUGAGUGCGCAGUUCAGUUUCUCAAGGAUCCGGUGUUUAACACCUCGCUCAUUUUCGGCUACUUUUACGCUACCCUGGUGGUGCUUUUCAUCCUCUACGGCGGAAUCUACAAAACUGCCAGCGACAUGCAGAAAAAAUCGGCCGCCAGGCAGAAAAAGAUGCAGUCUCUCGUGUCCAUGGGGCGGGGAGGCGCGCUUUCUAGACCAGGAGCCGGUAUCUCCAGGCCUGCGGGCGAUAAGCCAAAACUGACCGAGCUCGUGGCCGCUACAGUAGCUGCCCAGCUUCCGGCCGCGCGGGCUGACCAUCAGCUUCCCACCCAGCUAGGCAGCGGAGAUUCAAGCUCUAGCCAGAAGACGUCCUCCAACCGCAACACGGAGACAACCAGUUUUUCGGACAAAGGCAAAGAAAACUCAGACCAGGACCGAUCAAGCAGCCCUGUAUUCGAGUCGGACGAAGAAUACUCGCAGGAUUCGAGACAGCUGAAGCCUGAAAAGCCCCGAAAGCCCAAGCCGCACAAGGCCAAGUCAGAUUUAAAGAUGGCCAAGCGAGCCUCAAAAGCAAGCGACGCCAGGAUGUCAAUCGUGGAGGCCACUCUACUCAGGAUCGAGCCACCUCCGUUUGCCACGAACCGCACGUCAGAAUUGGCGAAGCAUAUGCUUUGUGCUCUGCCGCUAGCGGAAAGUCUACAGGAUGGUCACUCAAAGAUCUCUAAGCACGACAGGUCUUCCAGCACACACAAAUCGCCUCAGAGUCCAACUGAACAGCCCAAGACGACUUCCCAGCAGAGCCUACAAGACCAAGCUGCGAUCGCUGAGCUCAGUCUAUUGGAUACAGAGAAUGUGAUGACACCGCUCACUCCGCCGACUAGCGAAUUAAAUCUCCCUUCUCCGACAGAACCACUAAAGCCACUGCCGACGUCGAGCAAACCGGCGCCGCCUUGCACCCUUAACAUCAAGUCGGACUUUGUGGCUCCUGACUCGAGAGUGGGCGCCAUUCCGUGCAUCAACGAAGAGAGUUCUUUCGCGGUAGGUACACCAGUGAGCACCAACUUUUCACUCCCGUCAUUGCCUUCCAUGCCUUCCGUAGCUAGUCGGGGCAGCGUAACCUCCCCGCUGACUGACCUCCGUACUACUAACGUCGCUACAUGUGCCCCGAUCGCGGACGUUGUAGCAGUUUUUCCGGUUCCAAAGGCCUCGGAAGCCAAACCCAAAAGCAGUGUGUCUCCCUCUGUGUCUGCGUCCCAGAACGCCCCGCGGGCGGACCAUUUGUCGGAGAGUCUGGGAGCAUCGCUGCUUAGAGUGAGCAGCCGUACAAAAAACAUCAUCGUGGAGUCCCAGUCUUGCGAGAGUGGAGGUACGGUGACGCGAGUGUUAAACCCGGAGGAGGCGCGUUCGCUCAUCGAGACCGAGUCGACUCUUUCCCGUGAGUGCUCCACCGCCAGGUCUGGCAGGAGCAAGGGCCUCGUGUCUUCCUUCAGUAGGAGGAUGGACAAGAAGCGGAGGGAGGAGAAGCGCCACAAGUCCAAGUCUGAAAACCGGGCUCGCAAAGCAUUACGCACCAUCUCCUUCAUCCUCGGCGCGUUCGUUAUCUGCUGGACGCCGUACCACAUAUGCGCCCUCGUGGAAGGGUUCUGCUCAGAUCCGACUGGCUGCGUUAAUCAUCAUCUCUUCUAUUUCACCUACUUCCUCUGCUACGCCAAUAGCCCUAUCAACCCUUUCUGCUAUGCCUUGGCUAACCAGCAAUUCAAGAAGACAUUUUACAGGGUACUGCGAGGUGACUUGCACAAAACGUAA